AGUGCGCGGUUGGUAAACAAACGGAACGUUUUGGUAAAGUUUCGCAGUUUUCAUUCAACUUUUAGUCGGUUUUCCUCCCUUUAUUUGUGGCCAAACCAUGGCCAGCCGUCGGAAGCAUGAAGCCAGUUCGUCCUCGUCGGAGGACAGUUCCGUGGACAGCAAGGAGGAAGCACGUCGGCGCGAUAUCAAAGAACGUGACGAAUUUGCCCAACGGCUGAAGCAAAAGGAUGAAGGUCGCACCCGGAAGGUGGUGGAAUCGACCAGCCGGAAAGCGUACGAAGAAGCGGCCAAACGGCUGAAGCUGGAAGCCGAGGACCGGGACAAGUUGCUACCAAAGUUGAGAAUCCACUCGCGUCGACAGUAUCUGGAAAAGCGCAAAGAUGACAAAGUGGCCGAGCUGGAAGCGGACAUCCUGGACGAUGAGUACUUGUUUGAGGAAUCGCAGAUUACCGAACGCGAACGGCAGGAUCGGGAAUACAAGCGAAGUUUGCUUCAAAUCGCGAAAGAACAUGAGAAAGCUAGGGAGCUGGAAAGGGUUCAGCGGUACCAUAUGCCCAAAGACAUCAAGAAGGGGGACAAGGAAGAAUACGUAGAAGUGGAUGAACGAGAAAAGGUUCCAAAUGCGGAGCAGAAGAAGUGGGAAGCCGAACAGCUGGCUUCAGCAGUUUAUAAGUUUGGAUCCAAGGAUGCAAAAGCUAGACAGCAGGAAGAGUACGAACUUCUGCUGGACGAUCAGAUUGAUUUCGUGCAAGCCCUGCGACUCGAUGGAACAAAGGACAAAGACCGGAAACCGGUGGUUUCCGAAGCCGAUCGGAAGAAGAUGGACAUUGAAGAAACGAAGAAAUCGCUUCCGGUCUACCCAUUCAAAGAGGAUCUAAUUGCGGCCAUCAAAGAGCAUCAGAUUUUGAUCAUCGAAGGCGAAACGGGAUCCGGCAAAACCACCCAAAUUCCGCAGUAUCUCUACGAGGCUGGAUUUACCAACGAUGGCAAGAAGAUUGGCUGCACUCAGCCUCGUCGUGUGGCGGCCAUGUCCGUGGCGGCUCGUGUGGCCCAGGAAAUGGGUGUCAAGCUGGGAAACGAAGUUGGAUACAGUAUUCGUUUUGAGGAUUGCACCUCCGAGAGAACAGUAAUCAAGUACAUGACGGAUGGAACGUUGCACCGGGAGUUCCUUUCGGAACCGGAUCUGGCGUCGUAUAGCGUGAUGAUCAUCGAUGAGGCUCACGAGCGCACACUUCAUACGGACAUUCUGUUCGGUUUGGUGAAAGAUAUUGCACGAUUUCGGGUGGAUUUGAAACUGUUGAUUUCGAGCGCCACUUUGGAUGCCGAAAAGUUUUCGGAGUUCUUUGACGAUGCUAAUAUUUUCAGGAUUCCUGGCCGUCGGUUUCCGGUUGACAUCUAUUACACAAAAGCGCCGGAAGCGGACUACAUCGAUGCUUGCGUUGUAUCAGUUUUGCAAAUCCAUGCCACCCAGCCUCUAGGAGAUAUACUUGUAUUUUUAACGGGUCAGGAAGAGAUUGAAGCUUGCCAGGAGAUGCUUCAGGAUCGCGUCAAGCGAUUGGGUUCCAAGCUGAAAGAAUUGCUUAUCCUUCCGAUCUACGCCAAUCUGCCAUCGGACAUGCAGGCAAAGAUUUUCGAACCGACUCCGCCAAACGCGCGCAAAGUCGUGUUGGCGACAAACAUCGCCGAGACAUCCCUAACGAUUGAUAACAUCAUCUACGUGAUUGACCCCGGAUUCGCCAAGCAGAAUAACUUCAACUCGCGAACGGGAAUGGAAACUCUGAUGGUGGUUCCGAUUUCGAAGGCGUCUGCCAAUCAACGAGCAGGUCGAGCGGGUCGCGUUGCUCCUGGCAAGUGUUUCCGGCUGUAUACAGCUUGGGCCUACAAGCAUGAGCUAGAAGAGAACACGGUUCCGGAAAUUCAACGUAUCAAUCUGGGUAAUGCCGUACUAAUGCUGAAAGCGUUGGGAAUCAAUGAUCUGUUGCAUUUCGAUUUCCUCGAUCCUCCUCCUCAUGAAACUUUGGUCCUGGCUUUGGAACAGCUGUAUGCUCUGGGUGCUUUGAACCAUCACGGUGAGCUGACCAAGCUGGGUAGACGAAUGGCUGAGUUCCCGGUGGAUCCCAUGAUGGCCAAAAUGUUGCUCGCCAGCGAAAAGUACAAAUGCUCCGAAGAGGUCGUCACCAUUGCUGCUAUGCUCUCGGUGAACGGAGCCAUCUUCUACCGCCCGAAGGACAAAAUCAUCCACGCCGACACGGCGCGCAAAAACUUCAAUCAUAUGCAUGGUGACCAUCUCAGUCUGCUGCAAGUCUACAAUCAGUGGGCCGAAUCGGAUUACAGCACACAGUGGUGCUACGAAAACUACAUCCAAUUCCGUUCCAUGAAACGCGCUCGCGAUGUUCGAGAACAGCUGGUCGGCCUUAUGCAGCGGGUCGAAAUCGAAAUGGUUUCCGGCCUGCCGGAAACGAUCAACAUCCGGAAAGCCAUCACGUCCGGUUAUUUCUACCAUAUCGCUCGGCUAUCCAAGGGUGGCCACUACAAAACCGUCAAGCACAACCAAACGGUGAUGAUCCAUCCGAACUCGGCUCUGUUCGAGGAACUCCCGAGAUGGGUGCUCUAUCACGAGUUGGUGUUCACCACCAAGGAGUACAUGAGAUCGGUGAUCGAAAUCGAGAGCAAGUGGCUGCUGGAGGCGGCUCCGCAUUACUACAAACCGAAGGAGCUAGAGGAUUCCACCAACAAGAAGAUGCCGAAAACGGUCGGCCGGGCGACGCUGGCUGAGUAGGAAGACAGAGUAAGAAAGAAAUGCAGUGUGUUGCGAUCUAGUCCCUGUUUUGAAGGGAUAAUGAUUAGUGUGCGAGAGAAUUUUCAGUGCUGGGAUUGAUUCAAGUUAGCGUGGAAGAGGAAGUUAAGGUAGGUGAAUAUAAUCUAAUUGUAUGCUAUCA
Molecule: messenger RNA, 2939 nt
Organism: Aedes aegypti (yellow fever mosquito)
Lineage: Eukaryota; Metazoa; Arthropoda; Insecta; Diptera; Culicidae
Gene: l(2)37Cb
Product: putative pre-mRNA-splicing factor ATP-dependent RNA helicase DHX16
Exons: 4
Coding region: 98-2779 (893 amino acids)
Cellular component (GO): intracellular anatomical structure; catalytic step 2 spliceosome
Molecular function (GO): ATP binding; RNA binding
Source: RefSeq, a predicted model, not a curated record